UUCUGUCGGCCAUUUUGGCUCGUUUGAUGAUACACGAGGUUUACGCCGAAGGAAAAUUCCUUUUUAUUUUGGUAUUAGAAAGGUUUCCUUUAACAAAACGGCUUCAAAAUGCCAAGUUCACAACCUCUUCCAUCAAAAGAGAACAGCUUGUUCAAGCGCAUUUUGAAAUGUUACGAACACAAGCAGUACAAAAUUGGUUUAAAGUACUCCAAGCAGAUAUUGGGCAACCCCAAAUUUUCAGAGCAUGGAGAAACACUUGCUAUGAAGGGGUUGACAUUGAAUUGUUUGGGUCGAAAGGAAGAAGCUUAUGAUCUUGUUAGAAGAGGCCUUAGAAAUGACUUGAAGAGCCAUGUCUGUUGGCAUGUCUAUGGAUUGCUUCAGAGGUCUGACCGCAAGUAUGAUGACGCUAUCAAGUGCUACAGGAAUGCCCUGAAGUGGGACAAGGAUAAUCUUCAGAUUCUGCGAGACCUGUCUUUGCUACAAAUCCAGAUGAGGGACUUGGAAGGUUACAGAGAUACUAGGUACCAGUUACUACAAUUGAGACCAGUUCAAAGGGCCUCUUGGAUUGGCUAUGCAAUUGCCCAUCAUUUGCUCAAGGAGUAUACGCAGUCAUUAAAUAUAUUGGAAGAAUACAGAAAAACACAGACGGUGAAGCAGUACGACUAUGAACAUAGUGAAUUCUUACUCUAUCAGAAUGAUGUAAUGAAGGAUGCUGGGAAGUUGCAGGAUGCCCUCAAACACCUGGACCAGUAUGAGGAUCAAAUCAAUGAUAAACUUUCUGUUCAGGAAACUAGAGGUGAGAUAUGUUUAAAGCUUGGUAGGAUAGAAGAAGCAUCAAGCAUUUAUGAAGGUCUAAUAGAAAGGAACCCAGAGAACAAGAUGUACUUGGAGGCAUAUGCCACUGCCUGUCAAUGUCAUACUGAUGACGAGAAAGCAGCGAUCUUCAAACCAUUCUUAGAAAAAUAUCCCCGAGCGUCGGUCCCGAAGCAUGUGAUGAUGAAAGUAGCACAUGGUGAGGAAUUUGAAGCCCUCGUUGAUGUAUACCUUCAGAAAGCUUUAGUGAAAGGCGUUGCUCCGGCCAUGACCAAUAUCAAAGGAUUAUAUAAUGACAAGGUAAAGGCAGUUACGAUAGAGAGGCUUCUUAUGGACCAUGUUAAUGCACUGCAGACCACAGGGACCCUAUAUGGCCAUGAGCUAAAUGAUGAAGGAGGAAUGCCAUCGAUGUUGAUGUGGGGCUGGUACUACUUGGCUGUUCACCAUGACACAAUUGGGAAUUCAGUGAAGGCUUUAGAGUACAUUGAUAAAGCCAUAGAGCACACCCCAGUCCAUAUAGAAUUAUAUGUUGCCAAGGCAAAAAUUUACAAGCAUGCAGGGGAUAUAGUCAAGGCCAUUGAGUGUAUGGAUGAAGCACAAUCAUUGGAUACAGCUGACCGCUUUAUCAACUCAAAAUGCGCUAAGUACAUGCUGAAGGGAAACAUGGUUAAAGAGGCUGAAGAAAUGUGUAGUAAAUUUACAAGGGAGAGUGUAGCAGCAAUGGAGAAUCUGAAUGAAAUGCAAUGUAUGUGGUUCCAAACUGAAUGUGCAACUAGCUACCAACGUCAGGGAAAGUACGGUGAAGCCCUCAAGAAAUGCUAUGAAGUCGACAGACAUUUCUGUGAAAUUAACGAAGAUCAGUUUGACUUUCAUACGUACUGUUUACGCAAGAUGACGCUGAGGGCAUACGUGAGUCUGCUCCGGCUAGAGGACAUUAUCCGUCAUCAUAGAUUCUAUUUUAAGGCAGCUAAGGUAGCAAUAGAGGUUUAUGUUCAUCUUCAUGAUAAACCAAUCCAAGAUAGCGAUGGAUUAGAUGAGUUGGAUACUGAGAACCUUAGUCCAAAAGAACUGAAGAAAUUAAAAAGCAAGCAGAGACGAGCUCAAAAGAAAGCACAAGAAAAGGAAGAACAAAAAAUAAAGGCUGACAAUAAACAGAAGAACAAAGAUUCUGAGAGUGAGGGACCCAAGGAAGAGGAGCUCGUCCCUGAUAAAUUAGCUAAAUGUGAAAAUCCUCUCAAAGAAGCAAUUUACUUCUUGAAGCCUUUGCAAAAUUUAGCAAAGGAUCGGAUAGAAACUCACCUUUUGGCGUUUGAAAUUUAUUAUAGGAAAGACAAGGUGCUGCUGAUGUUGCAGUCAAUCAAGAGAGCCUACUCAUUAGACCCAACUAACCCACAGCUCCAUGUGUGCAUCAUUCAAUUUGCCAGGCUAUUGGAGGAAAAACAGAAUCUAGCAGAUGCAAUUCAAACAGUAUUAUCUGAAGAAAUGCAGAAAAUAUUAAAAGGAAAGAAACUCAAAGAGUAUAAUGAUGAUUUUCUCGCAGCUUACAAAACUUCUCUAGAACAUCUACUUGCAGGUUCCAAGAUGCAAGUAUUGUUAGAUCCUUCAACACAGGAGGCAGCUAUAUCACAAGUAACUAAAUUGGAUGACACCAUGCAGAACAGAACACAUCAGAUGUGCGCAACAAUUCUAGAAGCAAUUAUGAAUGAUUUCAAAAACCCGCAUGCAGCUAACGUAUACCGAAAGAAAUGCCGUCAACUAUUCCCCAUAUCACCGUCAUUCCUAAGUGAAGAAGAAAGAAGCAAAAUAGUGUCUUUAAAGACAAAUGGAAGUGCUGAGGCUGUAAAUAAAGAGCAGUCGCUCUUGGAUACCAAGUGCAACUCGACUGGUGACGCUGGAAAUGAACUAAUUUCUGACACCACAUGAUGGGACAGAUGGCAGUGUUGGUGUUCAUUGACACCUUAUGGCUGAUGAUGGUCAAAUUCGCAUGGUUAGUGUUGUUGGAUUCAACCACUCAUGCAGUGGUCUGCUGGAUUAUGCAAUGUAGGGUUUUUCUCGUAGUGAACUGAAGAACCUAGCCAAUCGGUUGCCAGAUGGAGCAUCUGAUUAUAAAAUAAUCUGCUUAUUGCGCAACUUAAUUGAUUUAUUGUAUCCCAACGAACAGAAUUAUCAACGAGUGCAAUGUGGAGGAGGAGGAGCAUGUCAUUAUGUUCUGCUUGUUACUUUGAAUGUGUUUAUUCAAAAGAUUGGUAAAUAAUACUGAAUUAGAUUCUUAAUAAACUUGGUGCAAAUUUGAAUGCGGUUAACAUAUGUUUCGCAUUACUACUGUUAUACUUGCCUCUAUGAGGAAUGCAUUAUAAUCAUAUAUCAAGUAAUUAUUAAUUCUAAUCUUAACGUAACACUCACAAAUAUACAUGUACUGUAAGAUGAGAUAAUAGAGGGCGCUCUACUUUGCAUGUGAGGGCUUACAUUCCAUAGAAUAAUCUCUCAAGUUGCAUUCUAUUUAUAGCUGCAAGCAUUUCUCCAAUCAAUAUAUUCCUUGGCUUUUGUCAAAAAAAAUGUAAAAUUAUAUUUGAAUUUUUAUAAAAAGCUUUUUUUAAUUUUUGACAAAGUGAAAUUAUAUUGUUACAAACAUAAAUGUAUUGUUUAAAGCUGGAAAAACAAUGGGACAUAAACCAGAAUUUUGUUGGGUGUCAGAAAAUUAAAAUGAAAACUUUUUCCAUUAAAAUUUAAAAGAUGAAAGCAAAAUUAAAUAUUUGUAUUCAAAAUUGUAACGUUCAGAUGUGAUUACUGAAGUUUAAUGGUAUGCAUAUAUCAUCCUGUUUGCACCACAUAUUCUUAUGUCAGCAUUUGGGAAUUGCCCAAAACACUUAAUAGAGUUUUUAAAAAAAACAAGGAAAUGACAUGAAUUUUUUCCAGACGCAAGCCGUACAAUGUUUAACCUUGCCCAAAACACUUAAUAGAUUUUUUUUUAAAAAAACAAGGAAAUGACAUCAAUUUUUUCCAGACACAAGCCGUACAAUAUUUAACCAAGUAAGCCACUGUUCUCACCUUUUAAAUGCAAACACAUUGGUGAGAAUUGAACGGCAAAUAUAGUUGUAAAUUGAAAUUGUAAAUUAUGUGGAACAAAGUCCCUUGUUCAAUUCCCAUGUUAAUACUGCGAUAAGGGAAGUAAUAACUCAUGAGAAGUGAAAACAAAAAUAAUUCCAUACAUCGGAGCUUGUAUAAAGGGUGCAAAUUUAUAUGAGCUGGUAAGACUGAAGCCUUCAACAUUAAAUUUAGUCCAUUAUUAGGACAACUGAAAGUUGGCUGAGGUGGCUGAACGUUGAAAACAAAUGUUGAAUUAUUGUUGAAAACCAGAAUGACUGCUUCACAUAUUGGAUAGUUUGGUGUGCAUAGUAUUGAUUAGGUGUUUCUUAAUAAAGAAACAAAUGUUCUAGGAACAUACCCAGUGUGAGGAAUAGUCACGAUAACACAAGGGUGUUAAAUAUUGAUUGAUUUAAGAAAUAUAAAACUUUUUUUACAAUGUUUGCUUAAAAAGGAAUAAGCUUAAUUUUAAAGAGUGUAUCCUGGUAUACUCCAUAAGGAGAAAAGAGUGGUACAGCAUUUGGCCAUUUACGGAUGCAAAGACUAGGAGUGGCAAAUAACGUUGCAAGUGCUUUCAUGCUAUCUUUUUAUAGGUCAAGGUGCUAUAAAAUUACCGCAUAUUAUUACUCUUAUAAACCUGGUUCACAUCAAAUGGAAUAUAAGGGAAUCUAGAGAAAGUGUUCACAUUGAACUAUGUUCAGCUAUCAAGAUUAACUGUGAGGCAUGUGACUAAACCUGAACUGGAAUAGAGAAUGUUUAUUUGUUUGGUUUAUAUGUGACUGAAUUCCAGGCUUGCUUGGAUUCAUCUAUAUGGAUCAUUUUCAUCUGGAUAUAGUUAAUCGGACUAUAUAAAUCCAGUUAACUGGAUAACUUUUGAUGUGAACCGGGCUUUUAUCAGCAAUAGACGUUUACAUCGUUGUUAACACUAUGAAAAAAAACCCCAAACAAUAUAAUUAAUAAUGCUUCAUGGAAACAAAAUAUUUAUGGCUUGCAGUUGCUAUACUUGUUUGUGUAGUAUAGAUUAGGAUAGUGCUUGACAACAACUGCAUGCCAUAACAAUAUUUUUAUGAAAACUUGCAGGUUACUUCCUGCUUCUUCAUCUUGUGAGUGUUGAAAUGUCAGAGGUCGAGUAUACAGUAUCACAGGAUGUCUCGGGUAGUAUCUAGUGGGUGCCAAAAAUCACACUCAAGUAGGUAAAAAUCGGCCCCCAGAAGGAGCGUUUAAGUCGUGGCCUAUGUCAGUUAUCCAUCCUACCUGCAAAUCCUUCUACCACACUACGUAAGCAAGAUUAUACACACUUGCUACGUAUUGAUUUUUUUGGAAGUCAGCUCCCCUCCCCUAUUUCAUUGAGUUCCCCCUCCCCUAUUUCAUUGAGUUCCCCCCCCCAUCUUAUCGUUGAGCCACCCCACAUGACUUUUGCACUCCACCAUCAGCACCAAUGUCGAGACUCCUAGAUGCGCUACUGCCCAGAAACUAACCAAUCAUCAAUUUCAUAAUAUUUGCUUGUUUUAAGUUGUCUCUGAAGUUAGCUGACUUUAAAAUCUCAUUAGACCACAUCUACAGUGGCAGUGUAUCUAGAAAUCUCAAAAUAAAAAGGCUGGUGGGGGAGGGGGAGGGGGAGAUGAGUUUUAACUACUUGAGAUGACCUUUUUAGUUUGGACACUUGCAAUGUGGAAUGUGCACCCCCUCCCCCACACCCUAAGUAUGCCACUAGAGAUUUAUUCUAACAGCUUGGUACAUAUGCUAUGUGGUAUUUUUUAAUCAAAAAUGUGGUAUUUAAUUGCUAUUAUUUAUUGUCUCAUGCAUAUUCAUGACUUUGUAUUUCUUCUUUUAUUACUUUUUAUUUUUUCUAAUUUUUAAAACAAUUUUGAACAGUGCAUCUAAUGGUUUGAACUUUCAGAUGAUGUUAUAUGAAGUGGCUUGAAUGUAAGUCAAUUGGCAUUCUACUCCACAUACUUAUGUGUUGCUCCUCAAAUGUUCAGAUAAACAAAUAAAAUCCAUCGUUCUUAGGAAAACUUCAA
Molecule: messenger RNA, 5918 nt
Organism: Anneissia japonica
Lineage: Eukaryota; Metazoa; Echinodermata; Crinoidea; Comatulida; Comatulidae
Product: N-alpha-acetyltransferase 15, NatA auxiliary subunit-like
Exons: 19
Coding region: 109-2736 (875 amino acids)
Biological process (GO): N-terminal peptidyl-methionine acetylation
Cellular component (GO): cytoplasm; NatA complex
Molecular function (GO): protein binding; protein-N-terminal amino-acid acetyltransferase activity
Source: RefSeq, a predicted model, not a curated record